AUGAGGCAUAAAAAGGUGAAGAUUGCAUCGUUAACAUGUCCUGUCCUUUUGUGUAGUGUGAUAGUAGAUAAAUACAUAUCGUUGUGCGAAGCUCCAUUCAUCGAUAAAUUUCUUUUAGUUUUUUUUCCUUCAGAUGUGUCUUUUAUUUACCAGACGAUGGAUAUCGAUUUAAAACAAGUAUUUUCUAUUCUUGACGAAAACGACGAAGGACAAAUACAAUUACGUCGUUUUGUGGACGUCGCUAAUAAUUAUUAUUCCGACGCUGAACAAUUGAAUCGUAUUACAAAAGCACUAGAUCCAAGUAAUACUGGUUUAAUCAAUUUCGAACAAUUUUGUGACGGAAUCGCUCAAAUAAGUUCAUUACAAGGCUUAACACUCAAAGAAGUCGCAUCUGAUUUAACACGUCGUAGCCGAGAAAAUUCGCUGGUAGAAGAUUCAGACCGCCGGAGUUUGAAUCAAGACGGUAGUACAACAACUUUCAACGAAUACGACGUCGAAAGUGACGAAGCAUUCCAUCCUCCUAAUCACAAAUCACAUACGUCCAGCACUCGUACACCGAAUAGUACAACGAAUACCAAGAAACCCCAUCACAAUAAUCGGAACAGUAAUCGAAAUAGUCAAUCAUUAUCACCAAGAUUAGAUUCACCCUUUUACGGUGACGACGAAGAAUUCACUGGUGUUGCUGAACCAACCUCCAGUGUUUAUUCACCCGAGACAGUUUACCCACGCGCACCAUCGCAACGUGUUGCUCAAAAUUUAAAACGAAGUAGUUAUUUGCAACCCGUCACACCUUUAGAACAGCCCGAACAACAAUUACAAGAAACAGUUGACGAAUUACAAAAAACUGUUGACACUUUAACAGAACAAAAAGAAAAAACAACUGAACGCUUAGCGAAAAUUCAAAGUGAAAAUACUGAUUUAAAGAGCAGGCUAUUAGCACUUGAAGAUCGUUUUCACGAUCUCGAAGGCCAACAUACGCGUACGACACGAAGUGAACAACAAAAAUACGCCGAGUUUAUCACUCAAAAAGAUCGUUCUUUUCUUCAAGAAAAGGAAAUCUUACAAUCAAGCGUUAUGAGGAUCAACGCUAUCGAAGCUGAACUUAAACAGACGAAUCAUAUCAAUGGUCAAAUGAAAAAAGAUGUCAACAUUUUGAAAGACAAACUCGAAGAUGUCGAUGUUCAAUUACAGGAGAGUCAAGUUCGCUGUAAUCAUUUAUCUGAAGAUAAUGAGAAGCUGUUAGAACAACUUCGACUUCAACGCGAAGAACUCGAAGCAGAAAAGCUAACGAACGCACAACUUGCUGAACAAUUGACAUCGCGUAAGACAACUGGCCGUUCUUUAACAGGUACGGAAAGCAUUCUCAAGUCGUCGGAGCUGCGUAUUCAAGAGCUUGAUGCCCAAGUUCAAUCAUUGAAAUUGGAAAAUCAAAAAUUGAAAAAUGAAAACGAAGAAUUACGUGAACGUGCUGUUGCUUCUGGUAUCGAUGAAGGUCGCCGGUUGAUGGCAAAUCCAGACAGUCUUUCCUAUGCUGCGGAACUUGAAGUCCUUUCUAAAGACGAGCUCAUGAGUAAACUGAGAGAUCAAUAUUCCAUAAACGAUCGACUACGAGAAUACAUCGAACGAAUGUUAACUGUUAUCAUCGAAAACAAUCCCCAAUUACUCGAAGUAACAACGAGUAGUGGUGUAUCAAUUGGUUCGAUGAGUAUGUCGUCACUGACAUCGCCAAAUCCUCGACUAGCUUUGCCAGUUGCGACCAGUUCAAAACCAUCGUUACAAUCCACGGAAUCCGUGCAAAGCGAUACAUCCUCAACAACAAUCAAGGGACCGACUGACAACUCAUAA
Messenger RNA from Adineta ricciae, 1845 nucleotides. NCBI's taxonomy places the organism in Eukaryota, Metazoa, Rotifera, Eurotatoria, Adinetida, Adinetidae. The record is from the annotation of a GenBank genome assembly.